This is a messenger RNA of Coregonus sp. 'balchen', 29878 nucleotides long. The record is from the annotation of a GenBank genome assembly. NCBI's taxonomy places the organism in Eukaryota, Metazoa, Chordata, Actinopteri, Salmoniformes, Salmonidae.
AUGAGAGGGAGAGUGGGGAGAGGAAGGGAUAGAGGGAGAGUGGGGGAGGGAGGGAGGGAGAGGGAGGUGGGGAGAGGGGGGGAGUGGGGGAGGGAGAGGGAGAGGGCGGGGAGGAGGGGAGAGUGGGGGAGGGAGGGAGGGAGGGAGAGUGGGGGAGGGAGGGAGGGAGAGUGGGGGAGGGAGGGAGGGAGAGUGGGGGGGAGGGAGGAGGGAGAGUGGGGGAGGGAGGGAGGGAGGGAGAGUGGGGGAGGGGAGGGAGGGAGGGAGAGUGGGGAGGGAGGGGGAGGGAGGAGUGGGGGAGGGAGGGAGGGAGAGGGGUGGAGGAUGGAGAGUGGGGGAGGGGAGGGAGGGAGGAGAGUGGGGGAGGGAGGGAGGGAGGAGGGGGAGGGAGGGAGGGAGAAGUGGGGGGAGGGAGGGAUAGAGGGGAGAGGGGGGAGGGAGGGAGAGGGAGGAGUGGGGGGAGGGAGGGAGGGAGAGUGGGGGAGGGAGGGAGGGAGAGUGGGGGAGGGAGGGAUAGAGGGAGAGUGGGGGGGGAGGAUAGGGAAGAGGGAGUGAGAGAGUGGGGAGGGAGGGAGGGAGGAGAGUGGGGGAGGGAGGAGGGAGAGUGGGGGGGAGGGAGGGACAGAGGGGAGAAUGGGAGAGUAGGAGGGAGGAUUUAGAGGGAGAGUGGGGGGGAGGGAGGUGACAGAGGAGAAUGGGAGCGUAGGAGGGGAGGGAUAGAGGGAGAGUGGGGCGGGAAGUAGGAGAAUGGGAGGUAGUGAGGGAGGGAUAGAGGGAGAGUGGGGGGGGAGGGAGGGAAAGAGGGAGAAUGUUCUUUGCUGAAAACAACCCAACAUUGUAUUGCUCUAACAUAUGUGGGGGAAAAAAGUAUUUAAUCAGCCACCAAUUGUGCAAGUUCUCCCACUUAAAAAGAUGAGAGAGGCCUGUAAUUUUCAUCAUAGGUACACGUCAACUAUGACAGACAAAGGAGGAAAAAAAAUCCAGAAAAUCACACUGUAGGAUUUUUAAUGAAUUUAUUUGCAAAUUAUGGUGGAAAAUAAGUAUUUUUGUUGGCAAUGACACAGGUCAAACAUUUUCUGUAAGUCUUCACAAGGUUUUCACACACUGUUGCUGGUAUUUUGGCCCAUUCCUCCAUGCAGAUCUCCUCUAGAGCAGUGAUGUUUUGGGGCUGUCGCUGGGCAACACGGACUUUCAACUCCCUCCAAAGAUUUUCUAUGGGGUUGAGAUCUGGAGACUGGCUAGGCCACUCCAGGACCUUGAAAUGCUUCUUACGAAGCCACUCCUUCGUUGCCCGGGCGGUGUGUGUUUGGGAUCAUUGUCAUGCUGAAAGACCCAGCUACGUUUCAUCUUCAAUGCCCUUGCUGAUGGAAGGAGGUUUUCACUCAAAAUCUCACGAUACAUGGCCCCAUUCAUUCUUUCCUUUACACGGAUCAGUCGUCCUGGUCCCUUUGCAGAAAAACAGCCCCAAAGCAUGAUGUUUCCACCCCCAUGCUUCACAGUAGGUAUGGUGUUCUUUGGAUGCAACUCAGCAUUCUUUGUCCUCCAAACACGACGAGUUGAGUUUUUACCAAAAAGUUAUAUUUUGGUUUCAUCUGACAUUCUCCCAAUCCUCUUCUGGAUCAUCCAAAUGCACUCUAGCAAACUUCAGACGGGCCUGGACAUGUACUGGCUUAAGCAGGGGGACACGUCUGGCACUGCAGGAUUUGAGUCCCUGGCGGCGUAGUGUGUUACUGAUGGUAGGCUUUGUUACUUUGGUCCCAGCUCUCUGCAGGUCAUUCACUAGGUCCCCCCGUGUGGUUCUGGGAUUUUUGCUCACCGUUCUUGUGAUCAUUUUGACCCCACGGGGUGAGAUCUUGCGUGGAGCCCCAGAUCGAGGGAGAUUAUCAGUGGUCUUGUAUGUCUUCCAUUUCCUAAUAAUUGCUCCCACAGUUGAUUUCUUCAAACCAAGCUGCUUACCUAUUGCAGAUUCAGUCUUCCCAGCCUGGUGCAGGUCUACAAUUUUGUUUCUGGUGUCCUUUGACAGCUCUUUGGUCUUGGCCAUAGUGGAGUUUGGAGUGUGACUGUUUUAUACUGAUAACAAGUUCAAACAGGUGCCAUUAAUACAGGUAACGAGUGGAGGACAGAGGAGCCUCUUAAAGAAGAAGUUACAGGUCUGUGAGAGCCAGAAAUGUUGCUUGUUUGUAGGUGACCAAAUACUUAUUUUCCACCAUAAUUUGCAAAUAAAUUCAUAAAAAAUCCUACAAUGUGAUUUUCUGGAUUUUUUUUCCUCAUUUUGUCUGUCAUAGUUGACGUGUACCUAUGAUGAAAAUUACAGGCCUCUCUCAUCUUUUUAAGUGGGAGAACUUGCACAAUUGGUGGCUGACUAAAUACUUUUUUCCCCCACUGUAUAACAGUUCAGUACUGUAUUGUUCUAACAGUAUAUAAUAGUUCAGUAUUGUAUUGUUCUAAAAGUAUAUAAUAGUUCAGUAUUGUAUUGUUCUAACAGUAUAUAAUAGUUCAGUAUUGUAUUGUUCUAACAUUAUAUAAUAGUUCAGUACUGUAUUGUUCUAACAGUAUAUAAUAGUUCAGUAUUGUAUUGAUCUAACAGUAUAUAAUAGUUCAGUAUUGUAUUGAUCUAACAGUAUAUAAUAGUUCAGUUUUGUAUUGAUCUAACAGUAUAUAAUAGUUCAGUAUUGUAUUGAUCUAACAGUAUAUAAUAGUUCAGUAUUGUAUUGUUCUAACAGUAUAUAAUAGUUCAGUAUUGUAUUGAUCUAACAGUAUAUAAUAGUUCAGUAUUGCAUUGUUCUAACAGUAAAUAAUAGUUCAGUAUUGUAUAUAAUAGUUGAGUAUUGUAUUGUUGUAUUUCUAUUGAUCCCAGACUUACCCCAGGUAGGCAUUCAUACUGUGGACGGUUUUAGGCAGCUUUGACCUGCUCACCCCAUCAGCCAUUCUCACCUCAGACAGACUAUCUUUCUGGAGGACAGGAAAGGUGGGAAGAGGAGAAGAGGAGAGGAGAUGAGAGGAGGGAGGAGGGGAGGAGAGGAAAGGAGGGAGGAGGAGAGGAAAGGAAAGGAGGGAGGAGGAGAGGAGAGGAGAGGAGGGAGGAGAGGAGAGGAGAGGGAGGAGGAGAGGAGAGGAGGAGCGGAGAGGAGAGGAGAGGAGAGGAGAGGAGAGGAGUUGGCUAUACAGAAUGAAAUGAUGAUAACGAAGAGCGUACGUACUUGAGCCAUGAGGUCAUCGCCUGUCACCACGGCGACCUUGAGGUGGAGUCCGGCCUUCUUGACUACUUCCUGUAUGGCAGCAGCGCACGCCAGCGGGUUCACACCCCCGGCAUUACUGACCACCCGGAUACCUACAAACACACACACACACACACACGAUGCCAGAUAUAGUGGUCAACAUGAUGUCUAGUACUAUGUUGAUGUGUAAGGUCAACAUGAUGCCAGAUCUGGUAAUAUGUUGAUGUGUACGGUCAACAUGAUGCCAGAUAUAGUAAUAUGUUGAUGUGUAAGGUCAACAUGAUGCCAGAUAGAGUAAUAUGUUGAUGUUUAAGGUCAACAUGAUGUCUAGUAAUAUGUUGAUGUGUAAGGUCAACAUGAUGCCAGAUAGAGUAAUAUGUUGAUGUUUAAGGUCAACAUCAUGUAUAGUAAUAUGUUGAUGUGUAAGGUCAACAUGAUGCCAGAUAUAGUAAUAUGUUGAUGUGUAAGGUCAACAUGAUACCAGAUAGAGUAAUAUGUUGAUGUGUAAGGUCAACAUGAUGCCAGAUAUAGUAAUAUGUUGAUGUGUAAGGUCAACAUGAUGUCUAGUAAUAUGUUGAUGUGUAAGGUCAACAUGAUGCCAGAUAUAGUAAUAUGUUGAUGUGUAAGGUCAACAUGAUACCAGAUAUAGUAAUAUGUUGAUGUGUAAGGUCAACAUGAUGCCAGAUAUAGUAAUAUGUUGAUGUUUAAGGUCAACAUGAUGUCUAGUAAUAUGUUGAUGUGUAAGGUCAACAUGAUGCCAGAUAUAGUAAUAUGUUGAUGUGUAAGGUCAACAUGAUGCCAGAUAUAGUAAUAUGUUGAUGUGUAAGGUCACCAUGAUGUCUAGUAAUACGUUGAUGUUUAGGGUCAACAUGAAGCCAGAUCUAGUAAUAUGUUGAUGUGUAAGGUCACCAUGAUGUCUAGUAAUACGUUGAUGUUUAGGGUCAACAUGAUGCCAGAUAUAGUAAUAUGUUGAUGUGUAAGGUCAACAUGAUGCCAAAUAUAGUAAUAUGUUGAUGUGUAAGGUCAACAUGAUGCCAGAUAUAGUAAUAUGUUGAUGUGUAAGGUCAACAUGAUGUCUAGUAAUAUGUUGAUGUGUAAGUUCAACAUGAUGCCAUAUAUAGUAAUAUGUUGAUGUUUAAGGUCAACAUGAUGUCUAGUAAUAUGUUGAUGUUUAAGGUCAACAUGAUGCCAGAUAGAGUAAUAUGUUGAUGUUCAAGGUCAACAUGAUGUCUAGUAAUAUGUUGAUGUUUAAGGUCAACAUGAUGUCUAGUAAUAUAUUGAUGUGUAAGGUCAACAUGAUGUCUAGUAAUAUAUUGAUGUGUAAGGUCAACAUGAUGUCUAGUAAUAUGUUGAUGUGUAAGUUCAACAUGAUGCCAGAUAUAGUAAUAUGUUGAUGUUUAAGGUCAACAUGAUGUCUAGUAAUAUGUUGAUGUUUAAGGUCAACAUGAUGCCAGAUAGAGUAAUAUGUUGAUGUUCAAGGUCAACAUGAUGUCUAGUAAUAUGUUGAUGUUCAAGGUCAACAUGAUGUCUAGUAAUAUGUUGAUGUUUAAGGUCAACAUGAUGUCUAUUAAUAUGUUGAUGUCUAAGGUCAACAUGAUGCCAGAUAGAGUAAUAUGUUGAUGUGUAAGGUCAACAUGAUGUCUAGUAAUAUGUUGAUAUUUAAGGUCAACAUGAAGUCUGGUCUUACCUUUCUUAUGGAUAUCGUGGAUAAAGGGAGCUAUGGCUACUUGGACGAAGUCAGGGGCAUAGCCCAUAUUCUGAAAGAAGAAGAAACUGAUUGAUUAGAUAACUAAUAUUGAUAGGCUAUUGAUGAAUAGGUCGGACUCAAAAGGUAAUUGACAAGAAAACUAAUGAUUGAUUAUUGAUAGGUGAUGAGCUCACAGGCAUCUUGGUCUUGGCCGCAGCGAGGAGAGACAUGGUGAUCUCACUGAGGUAGUCAAACACCAGAUAGUCUAUCUUCCCACUGUAGAUCAGCUGGGGGACUGAGAGAGAGCGAGAGGGAGAAGAGUUUAUAACCUGGUCAAGAGUAUCCAGACAAUACUUUGUCUGCUAAAAGUGAAUCCAUUGAUCCAAGCUAUCCAUAAUCAUAUCCAUUGAUAUAUAAUGUUUGUAGAUAGAUAGUUAACGUUGUUAUAAACGGACAUAACACAUGAAUAUAAGAGCUUAUUCUGUACUAGGUAUUUGUCCCAAAUGACACCCUAUUCCCUACAUAACUAGGGCACUAGUUUUGACCAUAACGCUAUGGGUCUUGGUCAAAACUAGUGCACUACAUACGAAUAGGGUGCAAUUUGUGACGUUCACCUAGAGUCACUGAGGUCAAGACGAAUGAACCUUGUCCUUGUUGGCUAGACUAGAGAACAGGUCAUGUGACUAGCCAAUUACAACCAUCUAGCCUGGUCUUACCUGACGCCGAGGUAUCUCCCCAAAACCCCGACGCGCAUCCUAUCCUAACUGUGUCCUUAGCUGAAGAGGUGUAAUGUGUGGCGCACUCGAAGCGAUGCCUUGGGAAACUUCUGUUGCUGGUAGUUUUGUUGGACGGGUAGCCCGAGUGCAGAAAUUUCGCCCCGUUGUAAGCAAACAAGGGUGUUUUCAAGCAAAACCCAUUUGUCAGCCGUUGGACCCCCGAUGAGUGGACGACGCGGGAUAAAUUGGAGAUAUUAGACAUUGCAAUUAAAAUAGUUUAACCUGAAUAAAUGGAGAAAGUCAACUCUGGAAGUUCAAGGUACAUUUAACUCGUGCGACGACCAAAACAGUCCGUGUAGGAACACAGGUCGAGGCUAUCUUUGUUCCGCUCCGGUGAGUGUGACGUUUUGAAAAUGGACGCAUGAUGGCGCUAGAUGUACACAUGUACGAGGCAAUGAUUGAAGUUGCAGUAGACCUCAUUCCUUUCUGGUUUGUUUCCUCCACAUUUGUCCGUGUUGAAAAGUUAAACAAUGAGUGAGGAUGUUGUGUGAUUGUCACUGAGUCACUUUGACAUUGAGUCAGCCCAGUCUCCUAUUUCAAACGGAUUGCGUAGGAUAAUGGAUUACUAUCUUGUGUCCAAGUUUCCUAAGUUUAUUCUCCACGUGCUCAGGGUUACAACAGGUGUAAAACAGGACCGUGAAAUGCUUACCUUGAGAGCUCUUUCCCAACAAUGUAGUGAUAAUAAUAAUAAUAAUAAUAAUAAUAAUAAUAAUAAUAAUAAUAAUAACAGUAUAGAAAAUAUAAUAAAAUAAAAUAAAGAAUAAAAACCACAACAGAACAAACUGUAUUUAACAUAUUUAACAUAUUUAACAUACUGGAGUUGACUGUCCCUGCCCUUGUCACGGGGAGGGAUCUGCACCCAGGUCUCUCAAAGCUGAACCUAACCCGAACUAUUUGGCCCGAUAAAUAAUCAUUUGUUAAAUUGAAUUAAAGUGCAAUAAGUACGUGUAAUCAGCAGCCAAUGAGGCUGAGGGUGACGCUGAUCCUGAAGUCUCGGGGCCACCUAUAACGAGACCAUGAGCCUGACUAAUGUCCGCUGACCUUGAGCACCAUAACAUUCACAUUGGCCUACGCCGUAAAACCUAAUGCUCUGUCAUUACUCAGCUGUUGAGGUUCAGAUUCAGAGUGGUUAAUAGUCACAUGUACAGGUUGCAGGUGUGAUUGCAGGGUACAGUGAACAUCUUAGGCUCUGAGCUCAAACGUGCAGGACUGAGUGAGAUAAAACAAUGAAAACCUGUUGCACUUAAUAUAUCAUGAGUACAGUUAGUGAUUUUGUAGUCACUACUCAAACCGAUUGAGUCACUGUGACUCUGUAGGGCAGGGAUGGGCAACUCGCGGCCCCCUUUUGAAGGCCCUAGGGUCAAUAAAAAAAUAUAUGUUAUUUUUUGGGAACUCAGUCGGGUGACUUCUCAUUUAGUUUUGAGUCAGUACCAAAUAAACUUUAACUAAUAAUGACUUUUCAUUGACUUUGAGUUCAACUUACUUAAGUAUUUAAGUUAAAAACGACUUGGAGUUUACAGUGCAUUAUUAUUAUAAUUAUUAUUUUAUGUAUUUAUUAGCAUGUGUAAGUACAAUUUCAUCACAAUGCAUGAUAUUACACAUUUUUCAUUCCCCCCCUCCCAAUGUGUUGCUCACAGAUACAGCACCAACACAGGUACAGCACCAAUACAGGUACAGCACCAAUACAGGUACAGCACCAAUACAGGUACAGCACCAACACAGGUACAGCACCAAUACAGGUACAGCACCAAUACAGGUACAGCACCAAUACAGGUACAGCACCAAUACAGGUACAGCACCAACACAGGUACAGCACCAAUACAGGUACAGCACCAAUACAGGUACAGCACCAAACAGACAGCACCAAUACAGGUACAGCACCAAUACAGCUACAGCAAUGCAUACAAUCAGACAAACAACACACACAAAAACACAACCAUCAACAGAAAUAUUUUCAUUAAUGUCACUCACUAACUGUAAGUCGCUCUGGAUAAGAGCGUCUGCUAAAUGACUAAAAUGUAAAUUUAUUUAUUUGCUCUUAUUGCCAUGAAAUUGAUGAUAUUAUGGAAAUCAUGUGGUCUGCCUUUGAUGUUAUAGAAAAUGUUGUCCAAAGGGAUGUAGCUAGAUAUUUAAUUUAUCCAUUGUGUUAAAGUAGGGGGACUAUCUGAUGAAAGAAGGGAUUUCUCCAUAUGCGAGCAAAAUAAAUGAGGAGAAGAGGCUCUGCAUCAUUUUGAAAAAAUAUAGAGGGUGUAAAAUUGGAAGAUUCUGAAACAAUUUUUAAAAUGUUGAUAAUAUUGACAUUUUGAUGACAUUAACUCUGCCCAUAAGAGAAAUAGGAAGUAACCUUUUCAAUAACUGGAAUGUUGUUCAAGUUUUACAAAUCAUAUACAUUACUGGGUGAUUCCUAAGUACUUCAAUUCUUCAAGGACUAUUUCCAUUUGAAUUGGUCUUGUAAAGGUUUGGGGUUAAAGGUAGAUAUCAAGUCAAAUGUGCCGAAUACAACAGGUGUAGACCUUAUCGUGAAAUGCUUACUUACAAGCCCUUAACCAACAAUGCAGUUUAAAGAAAAUGAAGAGUUAAGAAAAAUAUUUACUAAAUAAACUAAAGUAAAAAAUGAAAGAGCAACAAUAAAAUAACAAUAAUGAGGCUAUAUACAGGGGGUACCGGUACCGAGUCAAUGGGCUGGGGUACAGGUUAGUCCAGGUAAUAACGAGGCGAUAUACAGGGGGUACUGGUACCGAGUCAAUGUGCUGGGUACAGGUUAGUCGAGGUAAUUGAGGUAAUUUGUACAUGUAGGUAGGGGUAAAGUGACUAUGCAUAGAUAAUAAACAGCGAGUAGCUGCAGCAUUAAAAAGGGGGUGGGGGGGGGGGCUGUUAAGAAGCAUUUUGGACCAAGACUUGGCGCUCUGGUACCGCUUGCUGUGCGGUAGCAGAGAGAACAGUCUAUGACUAGGGUGGCUGGAGUCUUUGACAAUUUUUAGGGCCUUCCUCUGACACCGCCUGGUAUAGAGGUCCUGGAUGGCAGGAAGCUUGGCCCCAGUGAUGUACUAGGCCGUACGCACUACCCUCUGUAGCGCCUUGUGGUCGGAGGCAGAGCAGUUGCCAUACCAGGCGGUGAUGCAACCAGUCAGGAUGCUCUCGAUGGUGCAGCUGUAUAACUUUUUGAGGAUCUGAGGACCCAUGCCAAAUCUUUUCAGUCUCCUGAGGGGGAAUAGGCUUUGUCGUGCCCUCUUCACGGCUGUCUUGGUGUGUUUGGACCAUGAUAGUUUGUUGGUGAUGUGGACACCAAGGAACUUGAAGCUCUCAACCUGUUCCACUACAGCCCCGUCGAUGAGAAUGGGGGCGUGCUCAGUCCUCUUUUUCCUGUAGUCCACAAUCAUCUCCUUUGUCUUGAUCACGUUGAGGGAGAGGUUGUUGUCCUGGCUCCACACUGCCAGGUCUCUGACCUCCUCCCUAUAGGCUGUCUCAUCGUUGUCGGUGAUCAGGCCUACCACUGUUGUGUCGUCGGCAAACUUAAUGAUGGUGUUGGAGUCGUGCUUGGCCACGCAGUCAUGGGUGAACAGGGAGUACAGGAGGGGACUAAGCACGCACCCCUGAGGGACCCCCGUGUUGAGGAUCAGCGUGGCAGAUGUGUUGUUGCCUACCCUUACCACCUGGGGGCGGCCCGUCAGGAAGUCCAGGAUCCAGUUGCAGAGGGAGGUGUUUAGUCCCAGGGUCCUUAGCUUAGUGAUGGACUUUGAGGGCACUAUGGUGUUGAACGCUGAGCUGUAGUCAAUGAACAGCAUUCUCAUGUAGGUGUUCCUUUUGUCCAGGUGGGAAAGGGCAAUGUUGAGUGCAAUAGAGAUUGAGUCAUCUGUGGAUCUGUUGGGGCGGUAUGCAAAUUGGAGUGGGUCUAGGGUUUCCGGGAUGAUGUUUUUGAUGUGAGCAAUGACCAGCCUUUCAAAGCACUUCAUGGCUACAGAUGUGAGUGCUACGGGUCGGUAGUCAUUUAGGCAGGAUAUCUUAGUGUUCUUGGGAACAGGGACUAUGGUGGUCUGCUUGAAACAUGUAGGUAUUACAUACUUGGCCAGGGACAGGUUGAAAAUGUCAGGAAAGACACUUGCCAGGUGGUCAGUGCAAGCUCGGGGUACACGUCCUGUUAAUCUGUCUAGCCCUGCGGCCUUGUGAAUGUUAAAGGUCUUGCUCACAUCAGCUACGGAGAGCGUGAUCACACAGUCAUCCGGAACAGCUGGUGCUCUCAUGCAUGCUUCAGUGUUGCUUGCCUCGAAGCACGCAUAGAAGUAAUUUAGCUCGUCUGGUAGGCUUGUGUCACUGGGCAGCUCGCGGCUGAGCUUCCCUUUGUAGUCCGUAAUAGUUUGCAAGCCCUGCCACAUCCGACGAGCAUCGUUGGUGAAGUAGGAUUCAAUCGUAGUCCUGUAUUGACGCUUUGCCUGUUUGAUGGUUCGACGGAGGGCAUAGUGGGAUUUCUUAUAAGCGUCCGGGUUAGAGUCCUGCUCCUUGAAAGCGGCAGCUCUACCCUUUAGCUCAGUGCAGAAGUUUCCUGUAAUCCAUGACUUCUGGUUGGGGUUUGUAUGUAUGGUCACUGUGGGGACAAUGUCAUCGAUGCACUUAUUGAUGAAGCCAGUGACUGAUGUGGUGUACUCCUCAAUGCCAUCGGAUGAGUCCCGGAACAUGUUCCAGUGUGUGCUAGCAAAACAGUCCUGUAUUUGACCACUUCCGUAUUAAGCGAGUCACUGGUACUUCCUGCUUUAGUUUUUGCUUGUAAGCAGCAAUCAGGAGGAUAUAGUUAUGGUCAGAUUUGCCAAAUGGAGGGUGAGGGAGAGCUUUGUAUGCGUCUCUGUGUGUGGAGUAAAGGUGGUCUAGAGUUUUUUUCGUCUUGUUGCACAUUUAACAUGCUGGUAGAAAUUAGGUAAAACAGAUUUAAGUUUCCCUGCAUUAAAGUCCCCGGCCACUAGGAGUGCCGCCUCUGGAUGAGUGUUUUCCUGUUUGCCUAAGGCUUUAUACAGCUCGUUGAGUGCGGUCUUAGUGCCAGCAUCGGUUUGUGGUGGUAAACAAACAGCUACGAAAAAUAUAGAUGAAAACUCUCUUGGUAAAUAGUGUGGUCUACAGCUUAUCAUGAGAUACUCUACCUCAGGCGAGCAAAACCUCGAGACUUCCUUAGUAUUUGAUUUCGCACACCAGCUGUUAGACACAGACCACCGCCCCUUGUCUUACCGGAGUCAGCUGUUCUGUAGAGUAGGUAGAAUCUCGGGAACAAUUGACUUUAUAACCAGACAGUUUAACAAACUCUUCAAGCAAUGACAGGAGGAAUGGAUUUGAGUAUGAGGGGUCUAGGAGAUAGAGCAAGACUUCAUCCGCAUACAAUGAUAUAACAUGGUACUCUUUUCCAAUUGUAAUUCCUUUCAUUUGGUCAUGUGAUCUAAUCAUGGUGGCAAGGGGUUCUAUGACCAAAGCAAAAAGUGCUGCACAACAGGAAGGGGGGCUGAGUACAGGAUGUUCGUUUUAACAACUGCCAUAGAUGAAUUCCUAAGAAUUUGAAUCCAAGAGAUAAAUAUUCGACCAAAAUUAAACCUUGAUAAUACAGACAUUCCACUCUGUUGAAUGUUAUUUUUUUCAGCAUCAAGGGAGACUACAACAUUUGGGGUCUUAUGAUCAUUAAAAGUGAAAAAGAAUGUCAAAAUAUCUAUGUAAAUUAUCAGAGGAGAGAUGACACUGCACAAAACCAGUUUGGUCUGUGGAUGAGAUUGGGCAGCACAGAUUCUAGGCGCAGAGUUAAUAUUUUUCAGCAAUCAAUUUAUAAUCAAUAUUUAAAAGCGACACCGGUCUAUGGGAGGAGCACAACGUGUGAUCUUUAUCUUAUUUUUUUCAGUAAAGUAAUAGCUGCAUGAGGUAAAGUAUGAGGAAGCAGUUCUUUCUCCAGACAGGCCUUGAUCAUAGGGAGAAAGAAGGUCUCAGAGAAUUGCCUGUAGAAUUGUAUAGGAGAACCAUCUAAUUCCGCUGCCUUUCCAUUUUGGAGGGAACCCAUAGUAAUGUCUUGAUCUAAAUGUAGCUUUGGUUCUUAUGGCAAAAGUUGGUAGAUUUAUAUCUUUCUGGAAGCCAUUAAGAGAGUCUCUGAGUUAAAUCGCAAACUAGAUGUGUACAAGUCUUCAUAGAAUAGUCUAAACGUUUCAGUAAUUUGAAGUGGGUCUACUGUAACACUGCCAUCCGUGGUUUUGUUUUUUUGUGUGUGUUUUUUUUGCGGUUUCUUUCUUUAUUUGCCAUGCCAGUCAUUUUCCAGCCAUUUCACCUUGUUCUACAUGUCUUUGUUUUGUUUUUUAAAAAAAGCUCUAUGGAGUGAGUUUUCAAGGUCUUGUAUCUAAUUUUUGUAUUCUCUAGUUGGCGAAGUGUGAGAGGGUCUUUGAUAGCCGAAUGCAGAUUCUCCAAGUAUUUAAUGUCCUUUUCAAUAUAUUUUAAUUCAUCUUUAGUUUUCUUUUUUAUUGAAGAAGCAAAUGCUAUGAUGUUCUCUCUAAUGUAGCCUUUAGUGGGUGCGGGGUUAGUGGGUGGGGGGGUUAGUGUGGGGGGGUUAGUGGGUGGGGGGGGUUAGUGGGUGGGGGAGGUUAGUGGGUGUGGGGGGUUAGUGGGUGGGGGAGGUUAGUGGGUGGGGGUGGUUAGUGGGUGGGGGAGGUUAGUGGGUGGGGGUGGUUAGUGGGUGGGGGAGGUUAGUGGGUGGGGGAGGUUAGUGGGUGGGUGUGGUUAGUGGUGUGUGGGGGUUAGUGGGUGGGGGGGGUUAGUGGGUGGGGGGUUAGUGGGUGGGGGGGGGUUAGUGGGUGGGGGAGGUUAGUGGGUGGGGGAGGUUAGUGGGUGGGGGAGGUUAGUGGGUGGGUGUGGUUAGUGGGUGUGGGGGGUUAGUGGGUGGGGGGGGUUAGUGGGUGGGGGAGGUUAGUGUACAUGAUGACUAAAACACAAAGACUAGUCUGGGAGCCAGCAGGUCUGUUUGUACUACCAUGACAAUGUUGGCAAGAGCACAAACAGAUCCGGGAAUAUGCUACAAAGGGACAGCCUCUUUAACAGAUCAAUACAGACAUCAACUGCUGAGUCAGACAAGAGAUGACAAACAACAACCACACAGAAACUAAAAUCAACAGCCCUGGUUACUAUGGUUACUGCAUGGGGGUGGUCAGCAGCCCUGGUUACUGCAUGGUGGUGGUUUUAUUCCAAAAACAUGACUCCCCUGUUCUUCUCUCGUUUCUCCCCUCCACUCCUCACAGCUAUCCAGUCUGAUCAGGAACCAUAUCAUGAUCAGGGGCCGUAUGGAUCAAGCCUCUACUCCUCACAGCUACCCAGUCUGAUCAGGAACCAUAUCAAGCCUCUAGUCCUCACAGCUAUCCAGUCUGAUCAGGAACCAUAUCAAGCCUCUACUCCUCACAGCUAUCCAGUCUGAUCAGGAACCAUAUCAAGCCUCUACUCCUCACAGCUACCCAGUCUGAUCAGGGACCAUAUGUAUCCAGCCUCUACUCCUUACAGCCAGCCAGUCUGAUCAGGAGCCAUAUCAAGCCUCCACUCCUCACAGCUACCCAGACUGAUCAGGAACCAUAUCAAGCCUCUACUCCUCACAGCUACCCAGUCUGAUCAGGGACCAUAUGUAUCCAGCCUCUACUCCUUACAGCUACCCAGCCUGAUCAGGGACCAUAUGUAUCCAGCCUCUACUCCUUACAGCUACCCAGCCUGAUCAGGGACCAUAUGUAUCCAGCCUCUACUCCUCACAGCUACCCAGCCUGAUCAGGAACCAUAUGUAUCCAGCCUUUACUCCUCACAGCCAGCCAGUCUGAUCAGGAGCCAUAUCAAGCCUCCACUCCUCACAGCUAUCCAGACUGAUCAGGGGCCAUAUCAAGCCUCUACUCCUCACAGCUAUCCAGUCUGAUCAGGAACCAUAUCCAGCCUCUACUCCUCACAGCUACCCAGUCUGAUCAGGGACCAUAUGUAUCCAGCCUCUACUCCUCACAGCUACCCAGCCUGAUCAGGAACCAUAUGUAUCCAGCCUCUACUCCUCACAGCCAGCCAGUCUGAUCAGGAGCCAUAUCAAGCCUCCACUCCUCACAGCUCUCCAGACUGAUCAGGAGCCAUAUCAAGCCUCCACUCCUCACAGCUACCCAGACUGAUCAGGAGCCAUAUCAAGCCUCCACUCCUCACAGCUACCCAGACUGAUCAGGAACCAUAUCAAGCCUCCACUCCUCACAGCCAGCCAGUCUGAUCAGGAACCAUAUCAAGCCUCCACUCCUCACAGCUACCCAGACUGAUCAGGAACCAUAUCAAGCCUCCACUCCUCACAGCCAGCCAGACUGAUCAGGAACCAUAUCAAGCCUCCAGUCCUCACAGCUAUCGAGUCUGAUCAGGAACCAUAUCAAGCCUCUACUCCUCACAGCUACCCAGUCCGAUCAGGAACCAUAUCAAGCCUCUAGUCCUCACAGCUACCCAGUCCGAUCAGGAACCAUAUCAAGCCUCUAGUCCUCACAGCUAUCCAGUCUGAUCAGGAACCAUAUCAAGCCUCCACUCCUCACAGCUACCCAGUCCGAUCAGGAACCAUAUCAAGCCUCUACUCCUUACAGCUAUCCAGUCUGAUCAGGGACCAUAUGUAUCCAGCCUCUACUCCUCACAGCUACCCAGUCUGAUCAGGGACCAUAUGUAUCCAGCCUCUACUCCUCACAGCUACCCAGUCUGAUCAGGAACCAUAUCAAGCCUCUACUCCUUACAGCUACCCAGUCUGAUCAGGAACCAUAUCCAGCCUCUACUCCUCACAGCUAUCCAGUCUGAUCAGGGACCAUAUGUAUCCAGCCUCUACUCCUCACAGCUAUCCAGUCUGAUCAGGGACCAUAUGUAUCCAGCCUCUACUCCUUACAGCUACCCAGUCUGAUCAGGGACCAUAUGUAUCCAGCCUCUACUCCUUACAGCUACCCAGUCUGAUCAGGGACCAUAUCAAGCCUCUACUCCUCACAGCUACCCAGCCUGAUCAGGGACCAUAUCAAGCCUCUACUCCUUACAGCUACCCAGUCUGAUCAGGGACCAUAUCAAGCCUCUACUCCUUACAGCUACCCAGUCUGAUCAGGGACCAUAUCAAGCCUCUACUCCUUACAGCUACCCAGUCUGAUCAGGGACCAUAUCAAGCCUCCACUCCUCACAGCUAUCCAGUCUGAUCAGGAACCACUGGUUACUAUGGUUACUACAUGGGGCUGAUCUAGGAUCAGUUUUGCCGUUUUAAUCACAAUUAAUAAGAUUCCAUGGACAGGGAGGUGGGGGUUGGUCCUAUGAUCCCUGAUCAGCCCUACAGAUGGACAGGGAGGUGGGGGUUGGUCCUAUGAUCCCUGAUCAGCCCUACAGAUGGACAGGGAGGUGGGGGUUGGUCCUAUGAUCCCUGAUCAGCCCUACAGAUGGACAGGGAGGUGGGGGUUGGUCCUAUGAUCCCUGAUCAGCCCUACAGAUGGACAGGGAGGUGGGGGUUGGUCCUAUGAUCCCUGAUCAGCCCUACAGAUGGACAGGGAGGUGGGGGGUUGGUCCUAUGAUCCCUGAUCAGCCCUACAGAUGGACAGGGAGGUGGGGGUUGGUCCUAUGAUCCCUGAUCAGCCCUACAGAUGGACAGGGAGGUGGGGGUUGGUCCUAUGAUCCCUGAUCAGCCCUACAGAUGGACAGGGAGGUGGGGGUUGGUCCUAUGAUCCCUGAUCAGCCCUACAGAUGGACAGGGAGGUGGGGGUUGGUCCUAUGAUCCCUGAUCAGCCCUACAGAUGGACAGGGAGGUGGGGGUUGGUCCUAUGAUCCCUGAUCACCCCUACAGAUGGACAGGGAGGUGGGGGUUGGUCCUAUGAUCCCUGAUCAGCCCUACAGAUGGACAGGGAGGUGGGGGUUGGUCCUAUGAUCCCUGAUCAGCCCUACAGAUGACAGGGAGGUGGGGUUUGGUCCUAUGAUCCCUGAUCCCCCUACAGAUGGACAGGGAGGUGGGGGUUGGUCCUAUGAUCCCUGAUCAGCCCUACAGAUGGACAGGGAGGUGGGGGUUGGUCCUAUAUCCCUGAUCACCCUACAGAUGGACAGGGAGGUGGGGGUUGUGCCUAUGAUCCCUGAUCAGCCCUACAGAUGGACAGGGAGGUGGGGUUGGUCCUAUGAUCCCUGAUCAGCCCUACAAUGGACAGGGAGGUGGGGGUUGGUCCUAUGAUCCUGAUCAGCCCUACAGAUGGACAGGAGGUGGGGGUUGGUCCUAUGAUCCCUGAUCAGCCCUACAGAUGGACAGGAGGGUGGGGGUUGGUCCUAUGAUCCCUGAUCAGCCCUACAGAUGGACAGGGAGGUGGGGGGGUUGGUCCUAUGAUCCCUGAUCAGCCCUACAGAUGGACAGGGAGGUGGGGGUUGGUCCUAUGAUCCCUGAUCAGCCCUACAGAUGGACAGGGAGGUGGGGGUUGGUCCUAUGAUCCCUGAUCAGCCCUACAGAUGGACAGGGAGGUGGGGGGUUGGUCCUAUGAUCCCUGAUCAGCCCUACAGAUGGACAGGGAGGUGGGGGGUUGGUCCUAUGAUCCCUGAUCAGCCCUACAGAUGAACAGGGAGGUGGGGGUUGGUCCUAUGAUCCCUGAUCAGCCCUACAGAUGGACAGGGAGGUGGGGGUUGGUCCUAUGAUCCCUGAUCAGCCCUACAGAUGGACAGGGAGGUGGGGGUUGGUCCUAUGAUCCCUGAUCAGCCCUACAGAUGGACAGGGAGGUGGGGGUUGGUCCUAUGAUCCCUGAUCAGCCCUACAGAUGGACAGGGAGUGGGGGUUGGUCCUAUGAUCCCUGAUCAGCCCUACAGAUGGACAGGGAGGUCGGGGUUGGUCCUAUGAUCCCUGAUCAGCCCUACAGAUGGACAGGGAGGUGGGGGUUGGUCCUAUGAUCCUAGAUCAGCCCUACAGAUGGACAGGGAUGUGGGGGUUGGUCCUAUGAUCCCUGAUCAGCCCUACAGAUGGACAGGGAGGUGGGGAUUGGUCCUAUGAUCCCUGAUCAGCCCUACAGAUGGACAGGGAGGUGGGGGUUGGUCCUAUGAUCCUAGAUCAGCCCUACUACUCUGAGAUGCUUGAUAAAUACGGUCCCAGACACAACCUUUCUGGAAUGAGAAGUAUCCCAACCUGUGUGUUUAAUCAAUCAGUUACGAAACCCCCCCGAUGGUUGCUACAUUCUGAGUGACUGCUCUCUAGACAAUCAGUGACUAACUCUGAGGAUGAGUCCCAAAUGGCACCCUAUUCCCUAUAUAGUGCACUACUUUAGACCAGGGCCCUACUGGGUCUGGUCAAAAGUAGUGCACUAUAUAGGGUGCCAUUUGGGACUAAUAGGGUUUGUCAUCAGGUAUGGUCAUAUAUAUAUAUAUAGACGCUCCGAGGCCGGGGGAACAGUAUUCUAGACGGACCACCACACAGAGAGACAUGAAGCUGCUACAUAUCCUCUGCUUCUGCCUGGCUGUUCUCGCCUCCACUUGGGUACGAUAACAUAUUUAUUCAUUAUUUAUCAUUGUAAUUUAAUAGGUGUAAUAAUACUUUAUUUAAUAAUAACAAUAAUAAUAGAUUGGAUUUCUUUAGCACUUUUUCCAGAUGACAUAUUUAUUCAUUUACAUUACAUUUUCUGAUUUAUUUGUCAGAUGCCUUUUUGGAAAUAUGUUUUUUUUUAAAUAUACAGCGCCUUCAGAAAGUAUUCAUACCCCUUGACUUAUUCCACAUUGUGUUGCGUUACAGCCUGAAUUCAAAAUGGAUUCAAUAGAUUUGUUUCUCUCACCCAUCUACACAGUACCCCGUAAUGACAAUAGUGAAAACACGUUUUUAGAAAUCUUUGCACAUUUAUUGAAAAUGAAAUACAGAAAUAUCUCAUUUACAUAAGUAUUCACACCCCUGAGCCAAUACUUUGUAGAAGCACCUUUGGCAGCUUUCUGGGUAAGUUUAUGUGAUCCUCUAUAGCUCAAUUGGUACAGCACGGCGCUUGUAACGCCAGGGUAGUGGGUUCGAUCCCCGGGACCACCCAUACGUAAAAAAUUUAUGCACACAUGACUGUAAGUCGCUUUGGAUAAAAGCGUCUGCUAAAUGGCAUAUUAUUAUUAUUAUUAUUAUUAUUAUUAUUAUUAUUAUUAUUAUUCUUUCUAAGAGCUUUCCACACCUGGAUUGUGCAAUAUUUGCCCAUUAUUCUUUAGUAUUAGGAUUUUGCCUGUGCUUAGCUCCAUUCCAUUUAUUUUUUAUCCUGAUAAACAGUCCUUAAAGAUGACAAGCAUACCCAUAACAUGAUGCAGCCACCACUAUGCUUGAAAAUAUAGAGAGUGGUACUCAGUAAUGUGUUAUAUUGGAUUUGCCCCAAACAUAACACUUUGUAUUCAGGACAAAAUGUGAAUUGAUUUGCCACAUUUCUUGCAGUAUUACUUUAGUGCCUUGUUGCAAAAAGGAUGCAUGUUUGUAGAAUACUUGUAUUCUGUACAGGCUUCCUUCUUUUCACUCUGUCAUUUAGGUUAGUAUUGUGGAGUAACUACAAUGUUGUUGAUCCAUCCUCAGUUUUCUCCUAUCACAGCCAUUCAACUCUGUAACUGUUUUAAAGUCACCAUUGGCCUCAUGGUGAAAUCCCUGAGCGGUUUCCUUCGUCUCCAGCAACUGAGUUAGGAAGGACACCUGUAUCUUUGUAGUGACUGGGUGUGUUGAUACACCAAACCAAGUGUAAUUAAUAACUUCACCAUGGUCAAAGGGAUAUUCAAUGUCUGCUUUUUAAUUUUUACCCAACUACCAAUAGGUGCCCUUCUUUGUGAGACAUUGGAAAACCUCACUGCUCGACUGAGGGAUCUUACAAAUAAUUGUAUGUGUGGGGUACAGAAUGAGGUAGUCAUUCAAAAAUCAUGUUAAACACUAUUAUUGCACACAGAGUGAUUCCAUGCAACUUAUUAUGUGACUUGUUAAGAAAGAUUUUACGUAUUUAGGCUUGCCAUAACAAAGGGGUUUAAUACUUAUUGACUCAAGAAACUAAAGCUUUUCAUUUUUAAUACAUUUGUAAAAAUUUCAAAAACCAUAAUUCCACUUUGACAUUAUGGGGUAUUGUGUGUAGGCCAGUGACCAGUUGGACAAGGUAGGGGUGGUAUACAGAAGAUAGCCCUAUUUGGUAAAAGACCAAGUCCAUAUUAUGGCAAGAACACCUCAAAUAAGCAAAGAGAAAUGACAGUCCAUCAUUUUUAUUUUUUAUUUUUUACCCACUAUCUACAUUUUAUGGACACAGUCAAUUUUACAAUAAUUACAUUUUGUUUGUUCUUUCUCCUGAACUUCUUCUACUCUCAACCUCUCCGAUCAUUUUCAUGAUGUCCAUCCGGUUUGCUUCUAUAUGCCAUAUCUUUCUAACUGUGCUCCUUCACAAAAGCUCCCAACCUAUAACCCAUACACUUAUUAUGGACACAGCGUGCCUACAUUAUUAGUUAUCUUGUUGUUAUUAGUUGUUGUUAGUUGUUAUUAGUCCCAUCCUUCAGCUCCAUUCAACACCUCCCAUCUAUCUUUUAACACCAUCCAUAUAGGAUUUCUAUUUGCCAUAUAUAUUUCAACUGUACUGUGAUGUCUUACAAAAGUUCUGAACCUUUCUAUUCUCAUUGUUUCUACAGAUUGUGAAUUAAAAAUAAACAUUUUUGCUAAUAGUAUUAUUAUGUUAUUGAUCGAUUGACUAUGACUUUUCAGAUCACCCAGUAGUGCUAUCUGCAGGGUUAGCUCCAGGUAAAUAUUGCAAUCCUUUAGCCAUUCCUGGACCUGUGUCCAAAAACAAGCUACAAAUGGACAGUACCAAAACAAAUGAUCUCAUGAUUCUGUCUCUUCACAGCAAAAUCUGCUGGGAAGAUUGUAUCCCCCAUAUAAAUAACAUUCUAUUGGUACCAAGAAUUUUAUAUAAUAAUUUAAAUUGAAAGAUUCUAAGUUUUGAAUCCGGUGUCGUUUUGCGUAUCAGUUCAUAUCAGUAUACUUUUUUAUUUAUCACAGUUUUCUUUAACCAAUUAUGUUCUUUAAUGCAGGGCCGACAGACAAGUUCCUUACUUUCUCCCCCUUCCACUUUCCUCUUCCAUUUUUGCGGUAAUGCUGCAAUUAUUUGGUUGUAAUUUUGGGUAGAGCAGACAUUUCCAUAUGUUUUUGUUAGCUGCAUGUGCGACAUAACUCCACCAGUCCUACCGAUGAUAUCAUUUACGAAGAUUAUACCUUUUUUUAAAAUUUUGUCAAAAAAUAAAGUUUUUUUGUCAAUUAGUAUAUUUGAAUUUAACCACAAUAUUUGUUGCAUUAUUUGUUCUGUCGUUUCUGGAGGAUUAAAUUGAAAUUGCAACCAACUUUCUAUGGCUUGUUUUAGAAAUAGUGGUAUCUGGGAGAUGAUUUCCUUUUCAUAUAACUGACAGUGAGAGGUUGUAAUCUGAAUAAAGGGAAAAAGGGCCAUUCUUGAACAUGGGGUGAGACAAUCUUACUAAUUUGCUAGAGAACCAGUUCAAAUUUAAGUAUAACUUUUGUAUGACUGAAGCUUUUGGUGAUAGGUCUAAUGCUUUAAUAUUUAAUAAUUUCUGUCCUCCGAAUUCAUAUUCAUUAUAUAAAUAGGCCCGUUUAAUUUUGUCUGGCUUGCCGUUCCAAAUAAAAUUGAAUAUUUUUUUCUCAUAUCAUUUAAAAAACUGUUCGCUAGGCAUAGGCAAGACCAUAAGCAAAUAGGUAAACUGGGAUAAUACUAAAGAGUUAAUCAGGGUGAUUUUUCCACAAAUUGACAGGCACCCACCUUUCCAUGGUAGCAAGAUCUUAUCUAUUUUUGCUAACUUUCUAUUAUAAUUUAUUGAAGUGUGUCACGCCCUGACUUAUGGGACUCUAGUAUGUUGAGUCAUGGUGUGGAGUUCUAUGUUGUAUUUUCUAUGUUCUCAUUCUAGGUUGGGUGUUUCUAUGUUUGGCCGGGUGUGAUUCCCAAUCAGAGGCAGCUGUCGCUCGUUGUCUCUGAUUGGGGAUCAUACUUAAGUAGCCUGUUGGCACUCAUUAGUUGUGGGAUCUUGUUCCGUGUAGAGGCUUGUGUUUAGCCUGAGGACUUCACGUUACGUUGUUUUGUUGUUUUGUUAGUGUGUUUAUCUUUAUAAUAAACAUGUAUGCAUUUCAUGCUGCGCCUUGGUCUGACCCGUCCUUCAACGAGCGUGACAGAAGAUCCCACCAAACACGGACCAAGCAGCGUGCCCAGGAGCAGCAGACACCCUGGACACAGGUAGUGGAGCAGAGAUCAUGGACUUGGGGGGAGAUAAGAGAGGAUCUGGCCAAUUAGAUGGAAGGGAUGAGGGUGGAGAAGGAGAGAGUAGCCGAUAGCAGACCCUGGGCAAAGGAGGAAGCCCAGGCAGGAGAGAAGAAACGGCGACCCAAGAGGACGCGGUCACUACGAAAGCCCGAGAAGCAGCCCCAAGAAAAGAAAAAAUUGGGGGGCUCACGGGUGGUUGGCGGAGCCUGGGUUCAGAGACGCUAAGAAGCGUGUGACCGUGCAGGCUCCAUGUUAUGCGGAGCUACGCACUGUGUCGCCAGUGUGCCAGCACAGUCCAGUGCGUCCUGUGCUAGCGCCACGAACGUGCCGUGCGAAUAUGGGCAUCCAACCAGGACGGGUUGUGCCAGCUCUCCGCUCCAGACCUCCAGUCCGCCUCCAAAGUCCGGUAAGCACCGUACCUGCUCCCCGCACCAAGCCAGUGGUGCGUGUCACCAGUCCGGCCCGGCCCGUUCCUGCUCCUCGCACCAGACCAGUGGUGCGUGUGUCCAGUCCGGCACGGCCCGUGCCCGUUCCACCGAUGCCUGAUCCAGCUCUGGUCAGCUGCUCCACUCCGGAGCCAGAGCAGUCCGUUCCAGCGGGGUUCAGUCCAGCUCCGGUCAGCUGCUCCACUCCAGAGCUAGAGCAGUCCGCUCCACCGGUGCCCAGUAAAGCUCCGGUCAGCGGCUCCACUCCGGAGCCAGAGUAGUCCGCUCCACCGGUGUCUAGUCCAUCUCCGGUCAGCGGAUCCACUCCGGAACCAGAGCAGUCCGCUCCACCGGGGUUCAGUCCAGCUCCGGUCAGCAGCUCCACUCCGGAGCCAGAGCAGUCCGCUCCACCGGUGCACAGUCCAGCUCCGGUCAGUAGCUUCACUCCGGAGCCAGAGCAGUCCGCUCCACCGGUGCCCAGUCCAGCUCCGGUCAGCGGCUCCACUCCGGAACCAGAGUAGUCCGCUCCACCGGGGUUUAGUCCAGCUCCGGUCAGCAGCUUCACUCCGGAGCCAGAGCAGUCCGCUCCACCGGUGCCCAAUCCAGCUCCGGUCAGCGGCUCCAGUCCAGGCCCAGACGUCAGCCCUUCUCCAGGUUCGAGGUCUCCCACACCAGGGUCCAGACAGGGCUUGGUGUAUCGUGGGAGGAAGGAGAGGGGAAGCAGCGCGCCGAGGACCAGACCAGACCAGGGGCGCAACGGGGAGGCGGAGAGAAUGUGGUCGUCACGCAGGGGGCGGAUCCGCCUCCGAGGCGGAAUGCCCACCCGGACCCUACCCUGUUAUGUCAGGUUUGUGCGGUCGGAGUCCGCACCUUUGGGGGGGGGGUACUGUCACGCCCUGAUUUAAGGGACUCUAGUAUGUUGAGUCAGGGUGUGGAGAUCUAUUUUAGUAUUUCUAUGUUUGCAUUCUAUGUUGGGUGUUUCUAUGUUUGGCUGGGUGCAAGUAGCCUGUUGGCAAUCAGUUGUUGUGGGAUCUUGUUUCGUGUAGAGGCUUGUUUUGUGUUUAGCCUGAGGACUUCACGUUACGUUGUUUUGUUGUUUUUGUUCGUGUGUUUAUUCUUUAUAAUAAACAUGUAUGCAUUUCACGCUGCGCCUUGGUCUGACCCGUCCUUCAACGAACGUGACAAAGUGAGAUCAUUUAUUUCCUUUGGGAUAUGUAUUCCGAGUAUAUCCACAUCAUCAUCAGACCAUUUUAUUGGUAAACUACAUGGCAAUGUACAUUUUUUAUUUUUUAUUGAUCCAAUACGUAAUAUAGUACAUUUGUCAUAAUUUGGUUGUAAUCCAGAGAGGUUAGAACAUGUAUCUAGAUCCUCUAUGAGGCUGUGGAGUGAUUCUAGUUGUGGAUUUAAAAGAAAACAUGAAUCAUCAGCGUACAAUGACACCUUUGUUUUUAAGCCCUGGAUUUCUAAUCCCCUGAUUUUAUUGUUAGCUAUUAAAAUCAGAUCCAACAUCUCGAUGGCCACAAUAAAUAGAUAUGCCGAUAGUGGACAACCUUGUUUCACUCCUCUUGACAGUUUAAAACUUUCUGAGAAAUAGCCAUUAUUUACUAUUUUACACCUAGGGUUACUAUAUAUGAUUUUGACCCAUUUUAUAAUAGAUUCUCCAAAAUUGAAAUGCUCCAGGCAUUUAUAUAUAAACCCAAGUCGUACUUUAUCAAAUGCCUUUUCGAAGUCUGCUAUGAAUAGCAGGCCUGGUUUCUCUGAUUUUCCAUAAUGUUCUAUUGUUUCCAAUACUUGCCUUAUAUUAUCUCCAAUGUACAGUGGGGGAAAAAGUAUUUAGUCAGCCACCAAUUGUGCAAGUUCUCCCACUUAAAAAGAUGAGAGAGGCCUGUAAUUUUCAUCAUAGGUACACGUCAACUAUGACAGACAAAUUGAGAAAAAAAAUCCAGAAAAUCACAUUGUAGGAUUUUUUAUGAAUUUAUUUGCAAAUUAUGGUGGAAAAUAAGUAUUUGGUCACCUACAAACAAGCAAUAUUUCUGGCUCUCACAGACCUGUAACUUCUUCUUUAAGAGGCUCCUCUGUCCUCCACUCGUUACCUGUAUUAAUGGCACCUGUUUGAAAUUGUUAUCAGUAUAAAAGACACCUAUCCACAACCUCAAACAGUCACACUCCAAACUCCACUAUGGCCAAGACCAAAGAGCUGUCAAAGGACACCAGAAACAAAAUUGUAGACCUGCACCAGGCUGGGAAGACUGAAUCUGCAAUAAGUAAGCAGCUUGGUUUGAAGAAAUCAACUGUGGGAGCAAUUAUUAGGAAAUGGAAGACAUACAAGACCACUGAUAAUCUCCCUCGAUCUGGGGCUCCACGCAAGAUCUCACCCCACAAGAACGGUGAGCAAAAAUCCCAGAACCACACGGGGGGACCUAGUGAAUGACCUGCAGAGAGCUGGGACCAAAGUAACAAAGCCUACCAUAAGUAACACACUACGCCGCCAGGGACUCAAAUCCUGCAGUGCCAGACGUGUCCCCCUGCUUAAGCCAGUACAUGUCCAGGCCCGUCUGAAGUUUGCUAGAGUGCAUUUGGAUGAUCCAGAAGAGGAUUGGGAGAAUGUCAUAUGGUCAGAUGAAACCAAAAUAUAACUUUUUGGUAAAAACUCAACUCGUCGUGUUUGGAGGACAAAGAAUGCUGAGUUGCAUCCAAAGAACACCAUACCUACUGUGAAGCAUGGGGGUGGAAACAUCAUGCUUUGGGGCUGUUUUUCUGCAAAGGGACCAGGACGACUGAUCCGUGUAAAGGAAAGAAUGAAUAGGGCCAUGUAUCGUGAGAUUUUGAGUGAAAACCUCCUUCCAUCAGCAAGGGCAUUGAAGAUGAAACGUGGCUGGGUCUUUCAGCAUGACAAUGAUCCCAAACACACCGCCCGGGCAACGAAGGAGUGGCUUCGUAAGAAGCAUUUCAAGGUCCUGGAGUGGCCUAGCCAGUCUCCAGAUCUCAACCCCAUAGAAAAUCUUUGGAGGGAGUUGAAAGUCUGUGUUGCCCAGCGACAGCCCCAAAACAUCACUGCUCUAGAGGAGAUCUGCAUGGAGGAAUGGGCCAAAAUACCAGCAACAGUGUGUGAAAACCUUGUGAAGACUUACAGAAAACGUUUGACCUGUGUCAUUGCCAACAAAGGGUAUAUAACAAAGUAUUGAGAAACUUUUGUUAUUGACCAAAUACUUAUUUUCAACCAUAAUUUGCAAAUAAAUUCAUUAAAAAUCCUACAAUGUGAUUUUCUGGAAAAAAAAUAUAUCAUUUUGUCUGUCAUAGUUGACGUGUACCUAUGAUGAAAAUUACAGGCCUCUCUCAUCUUUUUAAGUGGGAGAACUUGCACAAUUGGUGGCUGACUUUUUUUCCCCACUGUAUUAUCCUAGCAAAUAAUUACUGCGGUACAUCCCCCCCCCCCCCCCCCCCCCCCCCCCCACUGUGUUCUUGGGGACCUUCAAUGCUGCAGAAAUGUUGUGGUACCCUUCCCCAGAUCUGUACCUCGACACAAUCCUGUCUCAGAGUUCUACAGACAAUUCCUUCAACCUCAUGGCUUGGUUUUUGCUCUGACAUGCACUGUCAACUGUGGGACCUUAUAUAGACAGGUGUGUGCCUUUCCAAAUCAUGUCCAAUCAAUUGGAUUGACCACAGGUGGACUCCAAUCAAAUUGUAGAAACAUCUCACGGAUGAUCAAUGGAAACAGGAUGCACCUGAGCUCAAUUUCGAGUCUCAUAGCGAAGGGUCUGAAUACUUAUGUAAAUAAUGUAUUUCUGUUUUUGAAUGUGUAAACAUUUGUAAAAACCUGUUUUUGUUUUGUCAUUAUGGGGUAUGUGUGUAAAUUGCUGAGGAAUAUAUUUAAUCCAUUUUAGAAUAAGGCUGUAACGUAACAAAAUGUGAAAAAAGUCAAGGAGUCUGAAUACUGUACAUCGUACAGUACUAUAUAUAAUAUGUGUUUAAAUUAAAGCUUUGUCUUAUCCUCUGGGUUCAUCUAGUUGAUAUGUAGUUGAUAAUAUUUUAUAUAAUGUAUUCCAUGUGAAAUGUUGAGUAUAAGUGGUUUCUGGGGCAUGUAGAUAUGGACUAGGAGGCUUUAAGCACAAGUUGAACUAUACAGUGACAAAGAUUAUGAGUUCAGUAUUUUUUAUCUUAAAUAUGUUAACAUACAUUUGUUGUUGUUUUAUUCUUAUUGCUUUAAAUCUCUCUCUCUCUCUCUCUCUCUCUGUCUCUCUCUCUCUCUCUCUCUCUCUCUCUCUCUCCUCACCCAUCUCUCUCUCACUCUCUCUCAGGCUGAGGACAUAGCGACCAUAUUGAACCCUCGUGGAGCCAGGCCAGUAGAACAUGGCUACAAGGCUGAUAAAUGUGCCACAGAGAAGAACUGGCCUUUCUGCUCAGAUGAUGACUGGGUAAAUCACUGUUUCUCUUCACUUAUAGGAUGACUUUCAAAUAGAAAGACACUUUUAGAUAUAUACAAACCUUCUGUCUAUGUCCUGUACUAUAACUCCUCCCCUCUUCUCCCCUCCCCUCAUCUCAUCUUCUCUCCUCUUCUUCCUCCUCCUACUCCCCAGGGUCCUAAGUGCCCGUCAGGCUGUCGUAUCCAGGGUCUGUUAGACAAGGCAGACCAUUCCCUGCUGAAGAAGAUAGUGAAGAUUAGGCAGCUCCUAGACCAGAGCAGAGCCAAACACCGCUCUGCCGACCAGGCUUCCAAACAGACCUAUGACUACCUCAAGGAGAAACUCACCUCCAAUGCAGGUGAGAUGGGAUCAUAGUGAUUGAUUGAUUGAUUGAUUGAUUGAUUGAUUGAUUGAUUGAUUGAUUGAUUGAUUGAUUGAUUGGAGGGGUGAACGGUCAGCUAUUCUUUUUUUUUGUAUGUCUUGUUUUGGUUCUCUCUCAAAGGCUGACAUUCUCUUUUUUUAACUUUUUCUCUCUCUCUCCCCUCUCUCUCAUCCUCUUCUCACUCUCCCUUUCUCUUCUCCUCCUCCCUUCUUUCUUCUCUCUCUCUCUCUCUCUCUCUCUCUCUCUCUCCUUUCUACACCUGCAAUCUAAGGUCUCCCUUUUUCUCUAUCUCUUCUUUCUAUCUCAUUCUAUCUAAUCAUCUCUUUCUUCUCUUUCUCUCUCUACCUAUCUAUUGAGGGCUCGUCUCUCUCUCUCCUCUUCUACUCGAUCUCUAGCUCGCUCUCUCUAUCUAUCUAUCUCUCUCUCUCUCUCUCCUCUCUCCGUCUAGCUCCUCUUCCCUCUGCUCUCUAGCUCUCUCUCCUCUCUAUCUCGCCCCUAUCUCAUCUCUCUCCAUCCUUCUCUAUCUCUCUCUCCUCUUCUACUCUCUCGUCCUCUAUCCUUCUCUUCCUCUCUCUCUUCUCUCUACUCUCCUCUCUCUCUCAUCUCUCUAUCAUCCCUAUCUCUCCCCUCUCUCUCCGUAUCCUCUCCUCUCUCUCCUCUCUCUCUCUUCUCUCUCUCACUCUCUCUCUCUCAUCUCUUUCUAUCAAUGUAUCUCCCUCUCUGCAUAGAUGCUAACCAUUCCUCCCCUCUGUCCCAGGUAAUGACAACAGCUUCUAUGACCUGGCAGAGCGUCUCCGUCAGAGGAUCGUUGACAUCAAGAUUAAGAUAGACCGCCAGCUGAGGAUCCUCAACGCUCUGAAGACCAGCAUCAAAGAACAGGUUAUAGACAUGCAGAGACUGGAGGUGAGAUUAAGAUUUCAGAUUGAUGAUGAUGAUGAUGGUGAUGAAGACCAGGGUCAGAGACCAGCUUCUAGAGUUAUAUGAAGACAUGGUGAUAGGAGGAAGAGUGCUGAAAAACACUUUUUUAUUGACCUCCUUUCUCCCCCCCACCUCCCCCCCCCCCCUUCUCAUCUCCCCCCCCCCCCCCCCCCCCCCCCCCCCCCUUCUCAUCUCCUCCCCCCCACCAUCUCCUUCCUCCAGGUGGACAUUGACAUCAAGCUGCGCUCCUGUAAGGGAUCUUGUAAGGGCUAUGCUGAGUUCUCCAUUGAGAAAGAAUCCUACAUGGCCCUGGACAAGCAGAUGGACCAGCUGGAAGCCCAGAGCGUUCAGUCUGUCGAGACCAUCGGCUCGCUGCACGUCAUGAAGAGCCGCCCGCUUAAAGACGUCGUGGUCGACAGGUGAGGAGGAGGAGAAGGAGGAAGAUGCUGCUUUCUUUUUCUUCUCCCCCCCAACUCUCCUCCCCCCUCCCUUCUCCCCCUUCCAUCUCCUCCCCCCUCCCUUCUCCCCCUCCGUCUCCUCCCCCCUCCCUUCUCCCCCCUCCAUCUCCUCCCCCCUCCCUUCUAAUCUCCUCUUCUCCUCCCCCCUCCCUUCUCCCCCUCCAUCUCCUCCCCCCUCCCUUCUCCCCCUCCAUCUCCUCCCCCCUCCCUUCUAAUCUCCUCUUCUCCUCCCCCCGUACCCUUCUCUCCACCCCCCCCUCUCAGCAAGUACAAGUCCGGCCUGGCUGAGGAGCAGAAGCAGGAUUUCUUCCCGGAGGUCCGGACCGUGAAGCUGACCUUGGAGAACCAGGGGCCCAGCGCGUCGUCUGCCGCCACUGCCAGCAAGGUCCCGGGUACGCACUUCAAGCCUUCGACUUCAGGGUCUUCAUCGUCAUCGGGUUUGUCGACAGGAUCGGGGUCGGGGACGAAGGACGGGCAGAGGAAAACGAUCACGGAGCUGGGUGGUGGUGGGGAGACGAGGGGGGAUGGAGUCGGGGACUUCUUUAAGGGGAUGGGUGGAUUCGGCGGUGGGGUGGGAAAUCUUGGAGGCGGAGAUUUCGCCACUACUGGUCACCAGACCACUCAGACGUCGAGCUGUACCAAGACAAUGACGAAGACGAUAGUAUAUACGAUGGACGGGCCAGUGGAGCGCAUCGAGGAAGUAUCGAGCGGACCCGGCUGUGAGGCGCUGAAGCUCGGUGGCGGAGGAGGAGGGACAGGCGGCUUCUUCCCAUCCCUCACCUCCACCUCUUCCUCAUCCUCCUCUUCCUCCUCGUUCACCAAAACCACGAGCCGUGACGGCACCAAGGGAGGCAGUAGCAUCCUGACCAGCACCAAGACCGGCGGCACUGGCGGCAGUUUCGGAGGUGAUCCAUUCGGAAUGGAUCUCGGAGCAUUCCUGCGUGGGAACGAGGAAGACGACGUCCCGGAUUUCCACGCCCGCAGUGUGAAGACUAGCGUCCGGAGUGAGCGGCAGGCGGAUUAUGUGGGAAAAGGUACAUCUGACCUGGAGUAACCGCCCAGCAGUUGACCUAGCUAGCCGCUGUUAGCCGCUGUUAGCAUCUUAGCCUAGUAGCAAUUAGCAUGUUAGCCUCCAUUAGCACCUUAGCCAAGCUGCCAUUAGCAAUUAGCACCUUACACUAGCAGCCGUUAGAGGUUAGCGUUUUAGCCAGCAGCUUUUAGCUUCUUAGCUAGCAGUCAGAAGUGAAACAUUGCUAUUUUUGUCAUAGCUCAAAGCAAAGACUAGAUUGUAAAAUUAACUUUCAGAAUCUGAUGAAACAGUAGCCUAAUUAACAAAGAUUUGUAAGGUAGUUCAGCCAUUGCUCAUAUGAUGUGUUUGUGGCCCAAUUUUUUUUUACAAAUUGUAUAAAACUUUCCAGAGAUACUGUAUAAGCUACGCUGUACUAUACAUAUUACUGUAUGCUCAUGAAAUAUUCAAUGGAUAACAAACAGAAGUGUAAUCAUGUAGUUCUAUUGGGGAGAACACAAGGGCUGUAGUAAGUUAUAUUCACUGAAAAGGACAAUACUAAAUUCACUACUGAAUUCCGGUCUCUCCAUUCUUCCUGGAUCCUCCUAAUCCGUGGCCUCUCCAUCUGCUUUCAGAUUGCUCUGACAUCCAACGGAACCAUCUCACAGGGGAAAAGAGCGGCCUGUACAAAAUUAACCUCUCUCCCCCAUCUCCGAACGGGGCAGUGGAGGUUUACUGCGACCAGGAAGGGCUCCUAGGAGGUUGGACCCUGGUCCAACAGAGAACGCAUGGGGAGGUUAGCUUCAACCGGUCCUGGGCAGACUACCAGAAGGGGUUCGGAAGGGUGGACGGCCAGGGUAAAGGGGAGGUAUGGCUGGGGUUAAAACACCUCCAUCUUCUGACCCGGGAGGAGAGCAUGUUGAGGGUGGAACUAGAAGACUGGGAGGGAGGGGUGGCGACCGCCGAGUACACAGUGAAAGUGGGGUCCGAGGCUGACGCGUAUCAGUUGACUGUGGCGGAGUAUACGGGUGACGCGGGGGACGCCUUAGUCAAGGGGGAGUCCAGUUUGGGGAGUCAAGGGUCGCCCGGUGUGGGGUUGGGGUCGUUCCUCUCCCACCAGGGGAUGAAGUUUAGUACCUUCGAUAAGGAUAAUGACCGAUGGGAGGAGAGCUGUGCGGAGAUGUACGGUGGUGGCUGGUGGUAUAAUAACUGUCAGAGUGCAAACUUAAACGGAGUGUACUACAAAGGGGGGAAGUAUGAUCCUGGUAGAAACGUUCCAUAUGAGAUAGAAAAUGGAGUAGUGUGGUUGACAUACAAACCAGCUGACUAUAGUCUGAAGACCACCCGAAUGAAGAUACGACCACUCGCUAUGGUCUGA